Molecule: messenger RNA, 303 nt
Organism: Schistosoma turkestanicum
Lineage: Eukaryota; Metazoa; Platyhelminthes; Trematoda; Strigeidida; Schistosomatidae
Source: the annotation of a GenBank genome assembly
AUGCAAGUGAUUAUAUCAAUGUUAUCUGACCAGAUCAGAAACUUUUUGCCAAACGUCCCUGUAAUACUUGUUGCAAACAAAAAAGAUUUAAGAAAUGACGUUGUAACGAAAAAAGAACUUCAAAGGAUGAAGCAACAGCCUGUUAAAGAAUCUGAUGGAAAAAGUAUGGCAUCAAAGAUAGGAGCACAAGCGUAUGUUGAAUGUUCAGCUAAACAGAAAGAUGGUGUUAACGAUGUGUUCGAAACUGCUGCCAGAAUAGCUUUACGUUUCAAGUCAAAUAAGCGUCAGUGUACAAUUACUUGA